AUGUUGUUCGCGAGGAAGAUUUGUGCAAUUGGAAGAGAGAAGGAGAGCGGCAGAGAGGUGGGAGGUGAGGGAAGUCUGCCUGGCGUGAAGGCGAGGAUAGCGAUACCUUACCUCCCAGUGCCUCCCCACGCCCACGGCAACGACCAGUCCACCUACGGGGCAGCUGCGAAGCUUGGGCCUGCACCAGCCCUGCACUUUACCUCUUUUCGUUUCUUCAGUGGAAAACUUAUGUUUCCAUCUCCGCCCGAGGUACCUUUCUACCUAAAGCACUGGACCUUACACAGUUCCGGUCACCUAAGUACUCCCAAAGGCACUAAGAGAAGAGGUGUCGAUGUUGCUGCUGCACAGCACCCCUCUUUUCCACCUGCGCUCACCUGGCGCGUUGAACCCUGUCAGUGCACCACCGAUGCGCGUCAUCGGUGGCUCGUCCACACCGACAGCUCACCUUUCCGCAACCUCCUCUUCACCUUGCCUUCCCGGCCGGCUACUUACACCUCCUCUUCAUCUGCAUCAGCCGAAGCGCGUAUGAAAUUGCAGUGGCGCAUGGAAUCGGCCUUUCUUUAUCCACUCGGCAGCCCCUUCUUUCCAAGUAAUGUACUGGUACAAAGCCACUCCUCACCCCCACCUGCCCUACAGUACCUUUAUACAGUAUCGCCUUACUUCGGAGAAUAA
Messenger RNA from Colletotrichum lupini, 672 nucleotides. RefSeq lists its product as uncharacterized. The record is from RefSeq and is a predicted model, not a curated record. The transcript is spliced from 6 exons. Bases 1 to 672 code for a protein of 223 amino acids. NCBI's taxonomy places the organism in Eukaryota, Fungi, Ascomycota, Sordariomycetes, Glomerellales, Glomerellaceae.